AUGUUACAUCGCCUCAAGAAUAGAUUUGCGGCAUCUUCGGGUGAGCCGUCACCACCACAGCAAUCAGUAUACAGAUGGUGCUACGUGGAGCAAGUGGAUCAAGCCGAACCCCUGGCAAACAGGAGUAACGGGUGGCGCUAUGUAGGCCCGCGAGGGGUUACGUAUCGUCGCCAGGCGGGCUUCGGUGCAGGAUACCGGAUUCUUGGAGGUGAUCAAUCACUGGAAAAUUUCCAAUCCUGGGCAAGAAGGAAGUGGCGGCGCGGCCUGGUCCACCCGAGAGAUGCCGAUGCAUGGAAGACCGCCUUUAUCGACGUCGAGGGCGGUGGCCGCGGGCAGCUCGUCGAUCAUGAAGGCAUCCCGACUUCCUUGUCGAACCUCCAGGUCCGCGCCGGUAUCGACUCGCCGAGCCCUAGCUUCAGACAACUCAACAUCGCAUCCUUUGGUAACAGGGUUGUGAGAUACGAACCUCUGACCACGGAUGUCGACCCUGUAACGGGAUCAUUCACGAUCUCGACCGGUGGUGGACGGCGAAGGGAGGGUGCCACUGAACCGCUGAGGAAUGCGUUGGAUGGUGGUAACUACUUCCGCAACCUGUAUUCAGUGCUUCUGGGUCGAGACGUGGGGAGCGAAGAGUUCGAUACGUGGCUUGCGGGGUGGCUAAGUAUGACUAAGGCGAACGUCGUCGUGUGGUCACACAGGGGCUCUGGCGACAAUGUCCUUGGGCCAGUCGACGAAAAAACAAAUCUCCGGCCGCCAGCAUUACACGUUGGGGUUCGCGAGGGACACGUGUACCGAUUGGAGGUCGACGGGCCAUGGAGGGACCGGUUUGGAUCAUCCUUGGACGUGGCCAUCGAGCACAGUGUUAGAACCCAGCGAAGAUUCCGUCGGAUUGCCGAGGCCGUCGAAGAGGAAGAGAAACCGGACACCACUGGGUGUGGAAGCAGGGCUUUUUUGCGUGUUGCGGACAUCGAAAAAGAGAUCAUGUCCAUGAGCCGAUUAGACAAGGAUCACGACCCGCAGUCGGCGCAGAAGCGGAAGCGAGGAACAAACGCAUCAGCAUCCACGACGUGGUGCUCGCCUCCGGGAACUGCUCUCGAAGAAUUGAUGCUCCACCUGCACAUUCGUGGCAUCUCAUGCAGGGGGAAACUUACCAACUACAGCCAUUGGGACUCCCUCACCUUACCCUCACAUGACAUCACUAUCCGGACGUGGUGCGCCGCAAGCAUGGGCGGGUUGGACCCGAACGACUUUCGGCCCGGUGAGGCUACCCGGUUGAUUGAGCUGCAAAACGCGUUGGGUCAGCAGUUUUAUCGUCGUGUCAUGGACUUUGGAGUUUCGAGCCAAUACAGCCAGUCCCUCCUCUCCCUUCUCGAGAUAUGCUGGCGCGGACCAAUCGUCGGCGCCGAGCAAGCGUCUGGGAAUUCGUACGGGCCGGAAGACUGGCAGUGCGACAUCAACGGGGCACACACGGCAGCCCUUUUGAGCAUGGAUACGGUGUCGGUGUUCGCCCUCAUGGACGAAGUGCAGGAGUACGAUGACCACGAAAUUGAGGAUUCGACGCUUUACGUCGUUCGGCUGGAUGACACAGGGGACCCUGACGUGUAUCUUAAUGCUGAUGUGACCCCAAUCACGGGUCGGAACUACAACCGGUGCAUUCAGCAAAUUCACAGAUGUGUUCGCCAUCGAGUGACUCACUUUGUGAGGCCGGCAAGGACGGUCGAAAAAUGCCACAUACCUUACGUGGCCAGAGAGCUGCUCACGCGGGAGCUUGGGGACCCCCUCCUGGAGGGCGCCGAAAGCGCUCGCAAAUUUAAGAAAGGGAUAUUCGUGCGGACUAGUGGAAUGUUGCAGCAGAGAUAUGCGGACAGGAUCGAUGCUGUCAUGGUUACGGGCAGUGACGAGGCCUUAGCUGUGGGUGGAAAGGUCGUACGGGUCCUCGGUGAAGUCCAACAUGUGAAGGCCGGCCUACGCACAGGCGACAAAGAGCUGGGUUUCGAACCACUCGCUACCGGGGACGCUUACCUUUGCUUCGAAGCGAAACGAACUUGGUUCAGAGACGGCUUCUGGGCCUUGGGUGAAGAAAUUCUCGACCGAACUCGACUGCGUGUGUUGGAGGUACGGAAUGCUCUUGAAUCCUGCGGCGCAUCAGACUUUAGCUACCAAUUUGACGCGGUAUUCUUCAAGGCAUCUCCCGCAGUCCAGGAUGAAAUGAGGCUCCGCUUUGGCCAUCUGUUCAGUGACCUCCGAAAGUCGCGUCUUCCAUGGCAUCGAAACCAAACUAUCCCUGAGUGCGUUACCACCCGCAUUAGGGCAAACCCAUGCCCGCCCAAACGGGUCCUACGGGUGGUUCCGCUGUGGGAUGGCAUUGGGACGAGCUUCCCAUCCAUGGAUGACACCCACAGAGCCCGGCUUUCUUUCACCAAAGACCAAAAACUACAGAUUUGGCCGGAGGUGUGCGAAGAGGAGUCACCAGUAACCCUUGAACGACUACUACGUGCGCUGAAGUUCGAGGUGGAAAGGGUCGUUUGCGCGGUGACCGGGGAGCAUGGGGGAGCGGGGAAGAGUUACUGCGCAACCCGUGCUGCAACGGCCAUCUUCAAAACUGGGCUUGUCGUAACCCCCACCAAUAGUUUGAGAACGUCCUUCACAGACAUGCCAUGUGGGUGGAGUGUAAAGACCUCCGACCACCAGCUCGGUUUCUAUCUGGGGGAUGAUUCUCACGUCAAGAAAACGGCGGGGUCGAUACGAACGCUCAAGGCUGACGUGAUCAUCAUUGAAGAAGCUGCUUAUAUGCCUCUCCGGACACCAAGCAUGAUAUUGGCUGCUGCCCAUUGCAGCGGCACCCACGUGAUCGGGACAUACGACAUGCACCAACUCCAAACGGUUGAGGACAGUAGCGGUAUGUCGACAAGUAGGGACAAUGUGGACAGGAGGGUCGUCCUCGAAAAGGCUUUCCCCAUCUGCUUUCAUCUCUUCGCGCGCAAGCGGGAUAAAACUACCGAAGAACAAGUGGAGAUGGACGAUGGCCUCUUGUAUAUUCUCGGCGCGGGACACGACCGUCACAUGGCACAGACACGAGCUAUCGAGAGGUUUGGCUGCGGGCGCUCGACUUAUCACCAUAGCCCGUCAGAUUUUCACCUCGCUUACACUAGAGACUGCGCUCGAUUCCAUGCCUUCCGAGGUUUGUUGGGGUGCAACGAACUCGGUGGCUGGGAUUUGCUUGGACACGCAAAGCUUGUCGGCGCACAAUAUCGAGACCUUGGAAGGUCGGGCAAGAUACAAAAAAAACAUAUAUACAGUGUCGUCCGAUCCUCGGCAGAUACAGUCGUCGUCGAGAGUGCAUUUGACGAUGGUGCUAGUCUUGGGGAGACGUCACUCUGUCGAGCAGAAGCAGAAAACUUGUUUGAUCCUCCGGGAUCAUGUACAGUACACUCGGUCCAGGGCCGAACGGUCGAGGGAAGAUUGGUUAUCCACCAAGCCCGUCAUCCUCACGCCGACAUGAAUUGGUUGUAUACGGCGAUAAGUCGAGCGACCGGUCCUUCAAACGUUUCAAUCGUGGACGACGUGCACCGCAGCAAGAGCAACAUGUCCGACCGAGGGAGGGUGUCAUGGGUUUCUCGCAAGAUUUCAAGCUACAUCUACGCCGACGUUACGGCCGGCCGUCUUGAACCAGACGAGGGUAUGCAGCAUAGGGAAGCUCUUGCCGAAGAGCUUCUGAACUCGUACGGAGGUAGAUGCUGCCUGUGCUCAUGUGAGCUUGUAUGGGCCGUUUACAGCGAACGCCAACCGACUCUCGACCGCCUUGACUGCUCUUUGCCUCACACUCCUGACAACGCGGACGUCAAAUUCUUGAGGUGCAAUCGCGCUCGUGGUAGCCAGGGGAGAGGACGCACAAAAAGAAAAAGGCGUGGAAUAACGGUGCACGCGAGCGAUCUCAUCGACGCCAUGCAGUCCAUCAUCAGAUACGCACGCCCGAAUUACUUCUAACUUGCGUGUGCGUUGUCGCUUGUGUCUGGGAGGGGUCUAGCGGAGCUUGCCGGGAACGCUGACUUUUCACCAAGCACGCGUGGCCCCUACGAGUCGGAGGUUAUGAUGGGAACUGUGGCCCGGGUCCUGUUGUUGUGCGAGUAUAACCACUUCAUCGAAGGUCUCACGAGGUUGCGCGGCACGAAAGAUACCUCCUGUCUCACUGCCGCACAGAAAAAUCAACGCUACAGCAAGUCAGCCAACAUCGCCGCUAGGAAACUAUUGCCGACGGAUGGUGAUCGACGCGUGUUUGGUGAUCUUAAGGUUUUACAUGCCGCGAUUUCCUACCGGGUAUUAAAAAAACGCGACUUGGAUUUGGUCGGGUGGGUCGGGGUUGCUGUGGGUAAUGGGUGGGUGAUUGUACGAGUAGGGUAUAGCGGUAGAAUUCACAUGAAUAUAAUCGUGUUAUGUACCAUGUUAGAAUUUCAAUAGACCCGAAAAAUAAUUAUACAAAAAUAUUUGAAUAAACACAAAACGCGUGGGCCAGACAGGCAGCGAAAGAGUAGUGUGGGUAUGGAGGCUUCCCAGCAACUCUGUGGUGCACCCGGGCAUGUACGUAUAAUGCUGACAACGGAAAGAAAGCUUCCUUGCGCUUAUGAGUGUGAGGAUCUCCGCACCGUGUCACAGCGUUGUCUCUGAUCGCGUUGUCUCUGAUCGCGUUGUCACGUUUGGAGCCGAAACGAAAUUAUUGUGCGAGCAGCCACUAGCGAGAAGACACACUCGAACAAUGUUGUUGUUGUUGUUGUCUUCACAUUAAACCGUAUGUCAGUUGCCAAAUGCCAAAAUCUAGCAAAAGACUCUCAGCCCGUGGUCACGAAAGCGCUAGAGCCAUCUGAGGAUCUAAAGAACACGCACACAUAAAACGAGAAAAAGGUAUCCAAGAGCCCGAAGAGGUACACCUUAAAAUCCCUGCAGCACCGUAUGCGUGCCCAAAAACUGAACUGCACGUCCGUCCCACCGUUCGACUACAGUAGCAUCACCCCCUCCCUGUCCCACUCUAUACCAAAACGGAAGAUUGCCGACUACAGCAUA
This is a messenger RNA of Ectocarpus sp. CCAP 1310/34, 5058 nucleotides long. The record is from the annotation of a GenBank genome assembly. Lineage: Eukaryota; Phaeophyceae; Ectocarpales; Ectocarpaceae.